Pteronotus mesoamericanus is the source of this 1228-nucleotide messenger RNA. It is a transcript of the gene CHURC1, whose product is annotated as churchill domain containing 1. The coding region runs from base 2 to 421 and encodes 139 amino acids. Gene Ontology annotation, biological process: positive regulation of DNA-templated transcription; multicellular organism development; fibroblast growth factor receptor signaling pathway. The transcript is spliced from 4 exons. Gene Ontology annotation, molecular function: zinc ion binding. The record is from RefSeq and is a predicted model, not a curated record. NCBI's taxonomy places the organism in Eukaryota, Metazoa, Chordata, Mammalia, Chiroptera, Mormoopidae.
CAUGCGGAACCUUCGCUUGGUUCUCGCGAGGCUUCGCCUUCCCCGGAAGCCCUGGAAGACCUUCCCUGUUAACUGCGUUGCAAUGUGUGGAGACUGUGUGGAGAAGGAAUAUCCCAAUCGGGGUAACAUCUGCCUGGAGAAUGGAUCUUUCUUACUGAACUUUACAGGCUGUGCAGUGUGUGGUAAGCGGGAUUUUAUGCUAAUCACAAACAAAUCUUUGAAAGAGGAAGAUGGAGAAGAAAUAGUUACCUAUGAUCAUUUGUGUAAGAAUUGUCAUCAUGUAGUAGCCAGGCACGAAUAUACAUUCAGUAUCAUGGAUGAAUUUCAGGAGUACACCAUGCUGUGUUUGUUAUGUGGCAAAGCUGAAGAUACUAUCAGCAUUCUCCCUGAUGACCCCCGACAGAUGAGUCUGUUAUUCUAAGGAUCCUUCUGCAAUUCUGUUGUAACUGUGUUGUGUUGGUUUACAAUACAACAAGCCUGAUGGUUUGUCUUACUUAGUUUAUAAUGGAAAUCAUUUGCAUAUUUUUUUCUGCCUGGACUUACCUAUUCUUUGAAAGAAAAGAAGUAAUUUAGGGGAUUAGUGUUCUCUAGAGCUGAGAGUCUUUCUGAAAUUCCUAGUUCACAUCAGUGCAGCCAGAAUGGGAGCACACCUAGUGCCCAGACCUUGGUUCUGGUACAAGGAACCAGGGCUGCUUGGAGAAAUGACUUAUUCUAGGACUGGAGCUAUAAAUAUACAAGAUGAACUUGGAACAUCUUGUACCACAGAAAAAGAAAGUGCUUAGAAAGAAUCACAAUGAUUGGGUGUGUCAGAAGGACAAAAGAGCCAGCUGGAGGAGCUCCCGGUGACCAAAGCUGGAACAAUUUGAAUAAAAAAAUAACAUUGGAUUAUAACCCAAGCUAUAAAGCAAAUAAUGCAUGAGUCCAUACUGAUAUAAACAAAUGACUGAAUAAAUAAAUACACAAGUUAGAAUAGGCAAAUCUCCCAUACAAAAGAUUUUCAAAUAAUGAAUGUAAGUACUCCCCACUCCUUAAAUGUGGGUUUGUGGUGACUUCCUUCCGGAGUAUAGUAUAGAAAGGGGAAACAAACACUAGCCAAGAGCAAGAUUAACAUCGUCGGUGAUAAGCCAUGUAAUAGCAUGUAUCGUUGAUAUGAUGUGAUAAGAAUGGCUCUUUACCUUUGUAGCAUUCCUCACCAAAACCUAUAACUCCAGUCUAAUCAUGAGAAAAA